Molecule: messenger RNA, 2813 nt
Organism: Notodromas monacha
Lineage: Eukaryota; Metazoa; Arthropoda; Ostracoda; Podocopida; Cyprididae
Source: the annotation of a GenBank genome assembly
AUGUUGUUUUUGGACGACGAUGAUCAAAUUCCGUCCCCAAUCCCACAUGAAGACGUGGGCAGUGAGGGUACAAGUGAUGAAAGUGAAAUGACCCCAAUAGUGGGGAAUCAGAGACAACACAACAUCACUUUGGAGGAGAGUGACAGCUGCGCUUCUGGCCAAACAGACCCGGAGUCAUUAACGGAUCAUACCCUAAUGUCGGAACCAACGCCAAAACGUCCCCGGAUCCAGCAACCGGAGGAGUCUGACACGGAGUUUGCAGACCUUGAGGCCGAGCUGUUACCAAAACCAACUGGACCUACACUCAGGGACAGCGUACAUGGGGAGCAAUUGGUUGACCUGACUGAUAAGGCCUUGCUGGACACAGUGGCAACGGCAACAGCACAAGAGGCAAUGUUGAGAUCGGCCAUCAAGGCAGCCCGCGGUUAUCCUCAAUCCACAAUGAGAGGUAAUCAUAAACAUCACGGAAAUCGUGGUGGCGGUCAUAGUGGCCACCAAGGAGGGGCCAGCAGUGGGGCGCCAAGUGCAAAUCGAUAUCCCCGACAUGACAACCCCAGGCCGGGACAGUCUUUUUUAGGGGACGGCCGCAGCAAAAACCACAGGUACCGACCAGCAAGACAACAGGGAGCAACGCGACAACCGCAACAACUCCAACAACAAUCGGCGUGGCAACAAUCGUCGACACCGUUAGGACUGCCUGCGGCAGUCCCAUUGAAUGGCUCCCAGGUAGACUUUGUCUCCUCCCCAUCAUCUGAUUUGUCCAGUUCAAAUCCUCGACCAAAGAGUCAAGAAGAGGCCAAGGCAAUUUUGGACUUAGUAUCCGAUCUUUUGCGGGUGGGGGCCAUUCGCAAAUGCAAGCCCUUGCCUGAUGCCGCCACUUCCGGCGGCUGGGGAGCCAUUUGUGGAAAGUCUCGGGUGGCGGGGCUUUGGAAGGAAGAGGACACCAGCAGAAUUGAGCUUCUGGAACUCAAGGCCAUCCGUUUGGCGCUAAAAACUCUUCCAUUCAAUUGGUAUAGGGCCAACAUUCGAUUAAGAGUUGAUAAUACAGUAGCAAUCAGCUACAUCAAUCGCGCAGGAGGCAAGAUAAGAUCACUUGAUCAGGAGGCCCGUUUAUUGUGGAAAUUCUUGGAAGAUAACGAGGCUACCGCAUAUGCGACAUAUAUUCCAUCAAAAGAUAACCCAGCCGACAAACUGACAAGGGAGCUCACAAGAGCAGAAGGCAGGGAAUUGGACGCGGAAUGGCAAUUAAGACCAGAGAUAUUUGCGGAUAUUUGCGCAAGUUAUGAAACUAAUUCAUUAAUUGGGUUGUUCUCAGGAUUGAACGCGGGUGUUGUGUACAUGCGACUGGAUGCGCUUAGAGAAACCAAUUUUGUUGAUACAGUGGUGGAGAUUGCCGGAUCUUACAGAGAUGAGAUCAGAAGACCUGACCAGGAUGUGCUGAAUAUCUACUGUGCGCGAUUCAAAGAAAGGUGCAAGCCAUUGAACUGUUCGCUGAAUUACCGGCCGGAGACUUGCACUGGGUGUCCGGAUGCGAGUGAGAAAGGAAUUGCCAUUUUGCUUGGCCAUAACGGGGUCUUCCACAACCCAACCCCGGACAAUACCUACAGGGGAUUAUACCAAGCGUACCAAAAGUGUGAUUUUACUCCAGCUGCUGGCUAAAGCAUUUUUCCUGGUCAUGAUGAUGGAUGAUGUGCUGAGAAGAGGGUCUUGUAAUAAAUUUUACCUGUCAAUAAUGAUGACAAUCAACACUUGGGAAAUGUUUUACACACCUUUUCCGGGCUACAAUAUACUUCUCAAAUAAUAAAGGUUCUAUGGUGAGUAAUUGUUUCAGAAAAUAUGUGUUUCCUGGAAGGAUGUUGAUCUUCAAUUUCCAUGCUUUGAGGUUUCUGUGUUUGUGCCUUUUUCUUCUUUUUUGUUGAUUUUGUCUUUGUCAGCAAAGGUUUGAAAAAAAUAUUUUUUUACAAAAGUAUUGGGCUACUUAUAGUGACUCUUUUUUGAAGCGUGUGCUUUAAGCUGGCUGCACUAUAGAGGUACAAAAAAUUGGAGAGUGAAAGACUAAUUGGGCAAAUGAACCCUUUGCUAUACCAAGUUCAGCAUUGUGUCCAUUUAUUACCACGUUUUUCAAGAAACAACUGAAGGCCUAGAAAAUCGUUCAUUAAAAUUUCCUGUAAUUCUUUGGUAUUUCUCUGGAAAAAAAUAGUUUCCCAAACUCGAAUUUUUCAGCUGGGCCCUUGUGGCCACUGGAUUUACUGUACAUUGAGCAGCACUUUGUCACCAAAAUAUGAGUGUCUCAUGACAUGUAGAUAAUAUUGCUCUCUACGUUAGCAAUCUCUGCCUAGCAACUCGCUGCCCUGAAGCAGAUGAGGACAUGACCUGUCCUAGAUGCAUUGUCUGGUUCCUGGUCAUUUGCCUGGCCCCCUUUCUGUUACUCUGUUAUAGUUGCGCAAGCGAGUCUGGUUUCUUGUGAAUCUAUAAAAGUACCGCAAAGUGUAUGAGUGGAUAUUCAUUGCUGGUCUGACUCUUGUUUGCUGAAGUCUCAUCAAAAUAUACGUACUCACUUAUCAAGAAGUCUAGUUUCACUUUACCCUGGCCAUAAAGACUAGAAUUUUUCUUGACAAAAGGCUUUUCCUGGAAAGUUGAGAGUUUAGAUUAAUGGUUUAGUAAAGAAAGGCGUUUCUUUCUAUGCAAAAGUGUCUUGAAUCAAUUCUUUCGCCAAUUUGGGAUAACAACUUAUUCUUUCAAGAAAUUCAGCAACAGAGAAGGUGUUACUCCCACAUAGUGGCCAAUUUACGCAUCAAAUUUCUUGUCUCUCU